AUGGACGGAGACGAGUGCGGCACCUGUGGCUCAACGGAGUUUUACGAUGAAGACGGGAGGAUCUUUUGCGCGAACGGGCACGAUCAGGGUUUGGGUCUUGCGACUGUCGAGGACGAUGCCGACUUUGGAAGACAGGGCACCGUGGUGAGGAAGAAGGAAAUCAAGAAGAAGCAAAAGAUCUCCAAAGUGCUUCAUGGUCCCAAAGCUUACCAGCUCUUCCUUCAAGCAUGGCAGUUCAUUCUGUGGAAGCAAAGUCAUGUGCUUGUCCAUCAGAAAGGAUUGCCGGCAGAGUUGUGGGAAAUUGUCAGAGACUUGUGGACCUUGUGGCUUUCGAAGCUAGAGCAUCGUCUCAGCGAUGGCCUUGCUGAUGCAUCGGACAAUGCGGACACGACAGCAAGCUCUGGCAACGAGACGGAUACUGGUCUCGACACCGAAGUGAGGCCCCAGCCAUCUAAGAGGAACAAAUCGGCACACAGCAAUCCUACGCUUGUUGAUACCAUUGUUCUGAAUUAUCUGGGCAUGGUCAUGCUUAGGAGACCCAUUGGACUUGCUGAAGUCUUGAAAUGGAUACUCGAAGAAGAGGUUCCGUUCAUCCGCGCGAUUCGGCACGUCCCUCAAGACAUGAAGGACAGACUACCGAGAGAGUAUCAACAAGCAUUGGACACCGUUCGGUUGUUGGAGCCUGAUGACCUUCAGAAAGUUGUCUACCACCGCGCAAAAUGGUACGAUACCUCGUUCGGCAUGGCAAUGCCACAGCUCAACCAGAAUCUCUUGCUGCUCAGCUAUAUCCGCCAACUCGCUCUGCCGCUCGAGAUCUACAGUGUUGCUCGGCGGCUAAAUACUGUCACGCGGUAUCACUUCAACUACGCUGACGUCGCAAAAUCCUUGAAGACAAUGAGGCGCCACUCAACAACAUAUCCAGAGUCUCAACUCAUCUCUCUCGUCAUUGUGGCCACAAAGCUGCUCUUCCCAUUCGACUCCGACACCAUAAAGCGUUAUCCACAAGAUCCCAACGACCCAGCAACACUGCGAAUGGAUUGGUCCGCGUGGCUCGAAGCCAAGGCGACAUUCGACAAGCAGAACGAAGUUGCCGAUGACGGCAACACGCUCAAACCGGGCUCAGAGAUUCAUGUUACUGACAAUGAUAUCCUUGACAUGACUGACCAACAACUGGACCAGUACAUGGAUUGGUACCAACAGAUGUGGAUCACAGGCAAGCAUGCUUCCCAAGCAGACCAGUCACAAGAACAAAACAUCGAGAAGGAUAUUCUCGACAUGUUCCCGCUCCAAGCUGUUGCCGAGCGCUCAAAGACAUCGGAAGAGAAUGAGAAAGCUUGUCAAGAAGAGCAGUCACGCCGCAACGCGCGAAUCAUGCAGGUCCAAUCCUCCCUGAAAACACGACGAGCCAUCACUUUGGAGGAGGAAAGUGAGCGCAACCUGGACGUUUUGCGCCCUGGGUCUCGAUAUCCGCGAUACCUCAAAGUCGAUGACCUGGACAGGGCGGCAGAUGGUGCCGUGGUGAAGAAGUUCCAUGAAGAAGCCGCCGGGGUCGCUUGUCUGAGUGUGAAGGCUCUCUUGCUGGCCGUGAGUCGUACGGAGGAGAAAAUCGAACAGUGGCUUGUGGACAGGAGAAGGGAAGAGGCAUUUGGCGAGCAAGGGGAGCAGGCUGGAGAGAGAACGGACGCGGACGACGACGACUCAGAUGCUGGUAAUCACAUGGAUUUCAUCCCCGAGACAAGUCCUCCAGGGAAGCUUGCGAGAGAUAUGGAGGGCCUAGAGAUUAGGCAGUCACCCAACGUCGAGGGUGCUAGCGCGCAAGCUGUAGACACGGAGAUGUUGCUUCACUCGUCACUCGGGGUUUGA
Molecule: messenger RNA, 1863 nt
Organism: Fonsecaea nubica
Lineage: Eukaryota; Fungi; Ascomycota; Eurotiomycetes; Chaetothyriales; Herpotrichiellaceae
Exons: 4
Coding region: 1-1863 (620 amino acids)
Biological process (GO): RNA polymerase I preinitiation complex assembly; nucleolar large rRNA transcription by RNA polymerase I
Cellular component (GO): RNA polymerase I core factor complex; RNA polymerase transcription factor SL1 complex
Molecular function (GO): RNA polymerase I core promoter sequence-specific DNA binding
Source: RefSeq, a predicted model, not a curated record